Talaromyces amestolkiae is the source of this 3036-nucleotide messenger RNA. RefSeq lists its product as uncharacterized. The transcript has 11 exons. NCBI's taxonomy places the organism in Eukaryota, Fungi, Ascomycota, Eurotiomycetes, Eurotiales, Trichocomaceae. Bases 1 to 3036 code for a protein of 1011 amino acids. The record is from RefSeq and is a predicted model, not a curated record. Gene Ontology annotation, molecular function: metal ion binding; ATP binding; ATP-dependent chromatin remodeler activity.
AUGACUGAACCACUGUGCUGUUCCUCUGAUGAUUCUAUCGGUCUGACCAUAGACCGUUCCUUUUCCUUUUCAUCUAUUCUCGACAAGGCCGACAGCUCGUCCCAAACCGCCAGCACAUUCGCCGUUCUGAUCAGUAUUGGACGACAGCCGUUUGCAAAGGUGCCAGAUUUGGCGAGUGGUCGAUCAUUUAUCGGGCGCAGUUCUAUCAGGCUUGCACGCGGUGCAUCUGUCACUCAAGCCCCAGAAAGUGACGAGGCGGUUGCUGCAUCAACUUCGCACCCAAAUCCCAAAUCAACUCGUCGCACUACGAGAACUUCAUCCUUUAUGAUCGAGGUUGCCGUUCCAGCGGUCAAGAUGACAGAUACAGUUUCGAGUGCCUCGUCACUUUCGCCGCCGUCCGUCGACUCAGUCUCGCGAGAGGAUAGCGUUCUUGAUACCCCGGCUACAAGCGUCGCUGUUUCUCCACCGGCAUCCGACAAUGGUGGAAAAACCAGGAAAAGGGUCAGUGCUUCGACAAGAGCCCAGCAGCUUCGUGCCAGUACCUUUGCUCUUCCUUCGUCUACGGGCUCGACGAGAACAAAGAGAACUGCCUCUCAAAUGCUCGCUACUGAAACAUCGGAUGCGGCUUUGGCUCGUGAACUACAGCUUGAAGAAUAUGGUGGAAGUAAUGCCAAACGUCAGCGAAAUACUUCUGAUGUGGAACGUAUUAUCGCCCAAGAAUCCGACGAUGAAUUAUGGCCUGAAUUUGAAGAGCAAAUGUCUCCUCAGCCGAGCCGACGACGCUCCUUACGCUCUCGCCCAAGAUUUCAGAUAAAAGAUGAUGUUGAUUUGCCCAUGCUAGACGAUGGAGAUGAUACAGACGAUGCAGACGACUAUGCUUAUUCUCCGUCUGACGACAACGCGAGCGAGGCGGAUGCGGCUUCUCCCGAAGUAGGAGAAGAAGAAGAAGAAGAAGUCCCAGUAAUCGCACCGUCGACGACUCGCCGAACUCGAACUUCUAAUACGCCACGUCGUGGCCGAGUUUCGGCUGCAGCCCGACGUCAAAGAGCCGCCGAGCCAGUACUUCCUUACACAAUGGGCCGUCGGGCAGCGAAAGAACGUAGAAAGCUUGAGAAACAGCACCCGUUGAUUAUUAGUAUGUGGAAGGACCUGGAAGAUAUGCCAGCUAUUAUCCCUCAACAGGCCGAACAACCAGCGGGUAUUAACCGCAUGCUCAAGUCAUUCCAGUUGGAAGGCCUGAAUUGGAUGAUGCAGCAGGAAAAAACCCAAUACAAAGGAGGAUUGCUAGGCGAUGAGAUGGGGAUGGGAAAGACCAUCCAGGCUGUGUCCUUACUCAUGUCUGACUAUCCCGUGGGAAAGCCAUCUCUAGUUGUCGUGCCUCCUGUUGCAUUGAUGCAAUGGCAAUCAGAAAUCAACGACUACACCGAUGGCAAGCUGAAGGUGCUCGUGUAUCACAACUCGAAUCCUAAAGUGAAGCAUCUGAAAAGAAAAGACCUUCUUGGUUACGAUGUUAUCAUGAUUUCAUACUCUGGGUUGGAAUCAAUGUACCGUAAGGAGAUGAAAGGUUGGAAUCGAGAAGAUGGCAUUGUGAAGGAAGACAGUGUGAUACAUUCAAUCGAUUUCCACCGCCUAAUUCUGGACGAAGCACACAGCAUAAAGCAACGUACAACCAGUGUCGCUCGUGCGUGCUUUGCGUUGAAGUCCACAUAUAAAUGGUGUCUGUCUGGCACGCCGGUUCAGAACCGCAUUGGCGAAUUCUUUUCUCUUCUUCGCUUCCUUGAAGUUCGCCCAUUUGCCUGCUAUUUUUGCAAAAUGUGCCAAUGUCAGGAGCUUCACUGGUCUCAAGAUGCUGAAAAGAGAUGCACGCAUUGCCGUCACAGUGGAUUUAGCCAUGUUUCAGUCUUCAACCAGGAGAUCCUUAAUCCAAUCAUGGAAAGUCAUGGGCAGGCUCGUCAUGAUGCCUUGCGCAAGCUUCGUCUCAUCACGGAUCGAAUCAUGCUUCGGCGCUUGAAAAGAGAUCAUACAUCAUCCAUGGAGCUCCCACCCAAACGUGUCAUCAUACACAACGAGUUCUUCGGCGAAAUCGAGCGUGAUUUUUCUACCAGUAUCAUGACCAACACCACUCGACAAUUCGAUACCUAUGUUAGCCGUGGUGUCAUGCUUAACAACUACGCCAAUAUUUUCGGUUUGAUCAUGCAGAUGCGGCAGGUAGCGAACCAUCCAGAUCUGAUUCUCAAAAAACACGGUGAAGGUGGGCAAAAUGUGUUGGUCUGCAGCAUCUGUGAUGAGCCUGCCGAAAGCCCCAUCCGGUCACGAUGUCAUCACGAAUUUUGCCGACAGUGUGCAAAGGACUACAUGCGGUCUUUCGACGCAGAUUCCAUUGUCGACUGCCCCCGAUGCCACAUCCCUCUGUCCAUUGAUUUUGAGCAGCCGGAGAUUGAGCAAGAGGAGGACGUGGUCAAGAAGAAUUCAAUCAUCAAUCGUAUUCGAAUGGAGGAUUGGACGUCGUCUACUAAGAUUGAGAUGCUCGUAUAUGACCUCUACAAGCUGCGAAGCAAGAAGCAGACCCACAAGUCGAUCGUCUUCUCACAGUUUACAUCAAUGCUACAACUAGUGGAAUGGCGUCUGCGCCGAGCUGGUUUCAAUACCGUCAUGUUGGAUGGUAGUAUGACUCCCGCACAACGUCAGAACUCCAUAGACCACUUCAUGAAGAAUGUAGAUGUCGAAGUAUUUUUGGUGUCCCUCAAGGCUGGUGGAGUGGCCCUGAAUUUGACCGAAGCAUCUCGUGUCUUCAUUGUUGAUCCAUGGUGGAAUCCCGCAGCUGAGUGGCAGAGCGCCGACAGGUGCCAUCGAAUUGGCCAACGCCGCCCGUGUGUCAUCACUCGACUUUGUAUUGAGGACUCGGUCGAAUCUCGCAUGGUCGCUCUUCAGGAAAAGAAGGCUAACAUGAUCAAUGGCACGAUUAACAAAAAUGAGGGCGAUGCGUUGGAGAAACUGACACCCGAAGACAUGCAGUUCUUGUUCCGCGGCUCGUAA